This is a messenger RNA of Teleopsis dalmanni, 2552 nucleotides long. RefSeq lists its product as uncharacterized. The record is from RefSeq and is a predicted model, not a curated record. The transcript has 9 exons. Gene Ontology annotation, cellular component: cytosol. Gene Ontology annotation, molecular function: RNA binding; protein binding; translation activator activity. NCBI's taxonomy places the organism in Eukaryota, Metazoa, Arthropoda, Insecta, Diptera, Diopsidae. Gene Ontology annotation, biological process: regulation of translational initiation. The coding region runs from base 628 to 2301 and encodes 557 amino acids.
CGGAAGAGUAUUUUAGUCUAUCUCUGAACGCCCGAUGAUUUAAUUUAAGAAGAAAAGUAGAAUUUUUAACGAAAACGAAACAGUUAUUAUAUAUAUACAUAAAAAAUAUAAAAUCGAAAGCAUAUAAAACGAGCAAUUUUUUAUUUUGUUAAUAUAAAACGAGCUAAAUUUAGCAAUAUACGACGAAUUCUAUAUUGAAAGCGGAAGAAUUGGAUAAGAGGAUAAAGCGCACAUAUUGUAUUCAAGACGAACUUAUAAAAAUUUUAUUACAAUAUUAGCAAUUGUUAUUGCAUAUAAAAAAUAAAAAAAAACUAAUUAGAUUUUUAAUGCAAAAAAAUUUGUGAUAUAUAUUAAUAUAAUCCCAAUUAGUAUAUUUUGAUAAACGUCGAUCUAACUAAGCAAAAUUAAAGUAUUUUAAAACUUCUCAUAUCAGUGAAGAACUAAUUCAAAUAUAAAAUUUGAAGUAAAAAAUAAAAAAAUGUUUUAAAACAAUCUCUUAGUGAAACCAAAGAAUUUCAAUUGAAAUAAACAGUAACUUUAAGAAAAGAAUUUUAAACUCGAACUUACAAGUAAAUAAAAAUAAAUAAGUUUCAUAUAUAAAAAAAAAAGUAAUAAGCAAAACUUCAUAUGACAAAGAACAUGGAGCAACCACAACAACAAGUAAAUACAAAUAAUAAUAGUACACCGCAUGCCAAUGGAAAUAAGAACACCAGCACACAUGGUAGUAAUUUGAACGAUGGCCGCAAAUUUCGAAAAUCUCCUGAUUUCCAGCCCCAAAAUAAUACAAUUCCUGCAGCCAUAACACGCGAACGAAGCUUUGUCCGAACCUCAAAUCAGCAGAAUAUCAAUAAGCGACGUAGCUUAGCUCUUAAUAUUCAACCAAGUGGCAAUCAACAAGGCCAGAUGAGAGGAAAACCAGCAAUGGAUAUAUAUCGACCUCCGAACGUACGCAAUGAAGGUUUGAGCACAACGAACAAGUUGAAUGUUCAUGCUCAGGAAUUUACAAUGAUGACAACGCCGCCGGGAGAUCCAAUAAAUCAUCGUUCAUCAGUAGUCUUUCCGGUAUCUUCAUCGGCUGGAUUAAUACCGCAAUCAAAAUCAUCGGGCAGUUUAAAUCAGCAAGUACAAUUUAUACCUGGAACAAUACUGAAUCGGCGACAAGCGCUCUCACUUGGCGGUAUGACUUUGACUGGUCCUAUAAAUGCAAAAGCUCAUCCUUUGGGACAUCGUCCUAUACUUGUAACACAUUCACAUCCCAUGCAGCUUAGUCAUGGUGUUGCGGUUUCACAAGUGCCAUUGAUUAAUUCUCCAUCAAGUGGUAACAUCUUAAAUCAAACUGCGAAUACAAAUCGUGUAAAAUUUGCAGUAGAACCACAAAAAGUACACAAAACACAAAAUCAUUUGAAGCAUAUGAACAACAUUAAUCACAAUUAUCAUCACCAAGGGAAUCAACAACAGCAGCAUAUGAUUCCCAAUAAUUGUGUAGUUAAUGGAAAUUUGGAUCCAUACGGUGCCAUUAAUAUAAAUCCUUUGCAACGCUCUAAGUCCCUCUCAUCUGCUGAUGCACUCACGCGAGGAAUAGCUGGUUUGGGACUUGCAUUGGGAAAUGAAAUUACUGACAUUGGACAAUUUUCACCCGAAAUACAGACGCUUAUUGACACAGCUUUAGAUGAUCCAAAUAAAUUGAAUUCUCGCUGUCUAAUGGAGCUCACAUCGCAUUUUAUUAAGCGUACAGUUGAGGGAAGGAGGUAUGCUUUGCCGAUUUCAAGAUUAUGCCUUAAUAUUAUAGCUAAGGAACAAAAGGAAACAUUUUUAGAGGCAUUGUUAAAUACGUGCCGACAAUGGUAUCAGGAACGCGAAAAGUUACUCUAUGCGAUCCAAGGUAUGAAGUCACCAUCACGUGUACGUUUCACUGCUUUUAUGGCAUUUCUAACUGAAAUGUUUUGCCAGUUAAAGCGUCGUCAACUACAAUUGCGGACUCAAUGCGAAGGUGCUUCACCUCCACUAGUGCUAUUGACUCUACUUUCGAAAUGCUGCGAGAGUUGCGUCAAACCACCAGUUAGAUCACUAUCUGAGAUUGAAUGCCUCUUCUAUGUGUUAACUUGUAUCGGACAGGACAUGGAAGUACAAUUACCCCAGCAAUUGGAAACUUUAUUGUCACUGGUGCGUGAUGCCUUCUUGAAUUCAAAUGAUUCGGCUCCAUCUAUACGACGUACACUGUUGCAAUUGAUAGAAUUGCAGGCAUCACAUUGGCAAUUAGCUGGUAAUACUGUCUUGUACUAUUAUCCCUCAGCAAAAUAGAUGCCUUCCAACAUCUGCAUCAUUAUAGAUGAGACAAAGAAAAAACGCCUAGUUAACUAUAAUUCAGUGAUGAAUUAUUCUGAGUUUUAAGCUUAGCUUUGAAUAAUUGUCUAUAGACGAAUGAAAAAACGCAAGACAUACAUAUUUAUAUUUAUAUAUUUUUGGCGAUAUAAAUCAUAUACAUAGGUGCAUCAAAUACAUAUUAUGUGAAUGUUAUUAAUUUUACAUUAUUAUUUUUUGUGUGGCUUUGU